Penicillium angulare is the source of this 2166-nucleotide messenger RNA. RefSeq names its product glycoside hydrolase family 154 protein. The record is from RefSeq and is a predicted model, not a curated record. Lineage: Eukaryota; Fungi; Ascomycota; Eurotiomycetes; Eurotiales; Aspergillaceae. The transcript has 3 exons. The coding region runs from base 1 to 2166 and encodes 721 amino acids.
AUGCCUCAAGUAACUGGAUUUUCCGAUAAUGCUUUUCGUACUCGAGAAGAUAUCGCCAAUGCAGCCAUCGCGCUAUUGCGUCCGCUGAAACCGUAUUUCUCACCAGACAAGGCGAGAAUUCGUAUUCCAGUCUCCACAGGAGUUCACUUCGAUGAAGCAGCUGCACAGCUGGAAGGAUUUGCUCGGCCAUUAUGGGCAGUAGCAUCGCUUCUUCAACUGGAGUCAACUUUCAAGGAAGGUUGCUGCGAUCCUAGUCUCACGGCAACCAUCCGAGAAGUGACACAGCCGUGGAUUAUGGGUAUGGUCAGUGGCACAGACCCCGAACAUUCGGAGUACUGGGGUGCAAUAUGCGAUACAGAUCAACGCAUGGUCGAGGCCGAGGUGGUCAGUUUUGCUCUUCUUGCAGCUCCAGAACAGCUCUUUCACAGCCAAGAUGAAAGGACCAGGCGUAAUAUUACCGCCUGGCUUCGGACAAUCAACGGCAAGCAGAUGCCUAGUAACAAUUGGAGAUGGUUUCGAAUCUUUGCCAAUCUUGCGUUGACUCGGGUAUGUGAUAUUCCUAUCUCUGAACUUUCGGACGAGAUGCGGGCAGACUUCGAAGUUCUUGAUUCUUUUUAUCUUGAAGAUGGUUGGUCAGGCGAUGGUCCUUGGCUAUCUACUCAGGAUGAGAUGGAUGAAUUUACUGCCUCAAUUAAGACAAAACGACGAGAUGCGAUUGGAAAGGGUCGCCAGGUUGACUACUACUCUGGUAGCUUUGCAAUCCAAUUUAGCCAGCUGCUCUAUGCAAAAUACGCAGAGGAUAUCGACCCUGAGCGAGUUGCUCGGUACCGACAGCAAGCAAGAGAUUUCGGUGCUUCAUUCUGGCGAUACUUUGACUCGGACGGAGCUGCCAUCCCAUUUGGUCGUUCUCUUACAUAUCGGUUCUCCUGUGGUGCCUUCUUUGCUGCGCUUGCCGUGAGUCCGGUGUCUGACAUGCCAUCGCCAUUGUCAACACCUGGUCAAACCAAGGGGUUUCUAUUGCGCCAUCUUCGUUGGUGGGCAGUUCGAUCUAGUGAUAUCUUCAAUGCAGAUGGAACUUUGAACAUUGGCUGGCUGUACCCAAACAUGUAUAUGUCCGAAGAUUACAACUCUCCCCAGUCACCUUAUUGGAGUUUAAAGACUCUGAUCGCCCUCUCGCUAUCCGAAAGCAACGAAUUUUGGACUGCCAAAGAAGAGCCUUAUCCAUCAUUAUUUUCACCGAAGCUUGUACCUGCUCCCAGGCAAAUCCUCAGCAACCACCCGUCAGCAAAUCACCAUUUCUGUUUAUCGCCUGCACAAUUCAUUGCAUGGCCAAUGAAGGCUACUCAAGCCAAAUACUCUAAAUUUGAAUAUUCGUCCGCAUUCGCCUUUUCGGUUCCCACUGGCCCUUUAAUUCAGCAAAUUGCGCCAGACUGCACAUUAGCGCUUAGUCGUGAUGGUGCUGAAACAUGGGCUGUGAAAUGGAAAUCUUCAGAGCCCAAGUUUUCCACGGCUCGCUUACAGACAGGCGCAAGCUCAUCAGAGAUCACUACUGCGACUGUUCGAUGGUAUCCUUGGGGAGACCAACAGGUCGAAAUCCAUACAACAUUGAUUCCACCCACAGACAGGUGGCCAGACUGGCAUAUCCGAGUCCAUCGCAUACGUAUCAAUUCUCCACUGAACAGUUUACAUACGGUGGAAGGCGGUUUUUCAUCUCUUGGCCGCUGUUCAAAAGAUGGAACAAAGCUCCCAGCCAUACAAAAUGUGGAUCCGAAUAGUGAAGUUGGAGUAAGCGAAGGUAUUUUAGAGACUGAUGACUCCGUUUUGAUUCUAUCAGCCGCGGGUGCCACUGGUAUCUCUGCUGCCAUAACGAGCGGCAUACCCGCAUCUAUACAUACGCAUGCCUCGGUUCUAAAGCCUGAUGCAAACACGAACUUGGCACAUCAGAGGACACUUAUCCCUACCAUUGCACGUGAGGCGAGUCACGAAAUUAAAAUGGGUGAUGAAUUUCUGGUUGUGACGGGCGUGUUUGGUAUUUCGAGUACUGCCAAUUCGGACAGAAGGGUGGAAAGAAGCAUUGCAGAACGGUGGGCUGAUAAGCCUAGAGUGGCGACAUCAGAUCCAUCUAGUUCAAGCUCUAACACGGAUUUCAUCGUUUUGGACUCAUGA